Molecule: messenger RNA, 3344 nt
Organism: Stegastes partitus (bicolor damselfish)
Lineage: Eukaryota; Metazoa; Chordata; Actinopteri; Pomacentridae
Product: poliovirus receptor-related protein 2-like
Exons: 8
Coding region: 252-1454 (400 amino acids)
Biological process (GO): homophilic cell-cell adhesion; heterophilic cell-cell adhesion
Cellular component (GO): adherens junction
Source: RefSeq, a predicted model, not a curated record
ACCCUGGUUCCAUUUUUUGCCGGGUGACGUCACGUAGCUACGUCCAUCUUCUAUACAGUUUGUGUGCAUGCUCUUCUUCACGGAGCUCCCGCGGCCUGCAAUGCAGGUCUCAACAGGCAGCAAGAUUCGGUAGAACACUGGCUCUCAAUCGAAGAUUUUCAUCGAUUCUAUGCAAAAUCAUCGGCUCAUUUGCACAUCAGGUACCGCUAGCUGGCAACACUCAUCGCCUCAACCGUAAGCAUGAGCCAAAAAUGAGGACUGGUUCGUUUGUUCGUACGACGACGUGUCUGGCGUUAUUGCUCCUGUUAAUACUAACGAGACAAAUAAAAGCUCUCCAGGUGAUUGGUGGAAAUGCAACCGUGGUUCAAGGAAGGGUUGCUGUCUUACCCUGCACACUUUUUGACACUGAAGAGACCCUCAGUCAGAUUUCGUGGCAGAGAAGGACCAGAGAAAAAAUCCGGACUGACAAUUUCUAUACUAUCCAAUCCUCAACUGGGCCACGCUAUGUCAAUGGAGACGAUGAUCGAUUUAAAUUCAUUGGAAGUUUUAGAGGAUGGAAUGGAACUCUUCUUCUUUCCGAUGUUCAACUGAAGGAUGAAGGGACCUACACAUGCAUCUUCACGUUGUUCCCCAGUGGCAGUCACAAGACGGAGAUACCUCUAACCGUACAUGUGCCUCCACUCACAAGCCUGGAGUACAAUAUUCCCACUGUGGGCAAUGACGAGGUGUCCCUUGCUACCUGCACUGCUGCAGGCUCCAGGCCUCCUGCAGAGGUGAGGUGGAUCACUGGUACUCUGGCAGAAGAACUGCGUACAACAACCAACUCUACCCAGCACAACAACGGUACGACUACGACCUUCAGCUCCCUGGUUGGAGUACCUACCACACGAAUCAACAAGCAGUCGGUCCAGUGCGUCAUCACCAGUGCAGCUUUGUCGAAAGAAGAAAGUCUGCCCUUCACCAUUCAGGUCCACUUCCCACCUGCAGAAGUAGACAUCGUGAAAACCUCCCACGGCUUGUUUGAAUGCAAGACUGAAGCCAACCCACCGGCAAAUUUUUCCUGGAAAAGAUCUGGUCAGUCUUUGUCUCAGUCUUCUGUCAGAGCAGACGGUGCAAAUCUACACUUCUUGAAACUGACCUCUGAUCUGAGUGACUUCUAUGAGUGUCAAGCAUCGAACCAAUAUGGAAGAAAAGAGCAAAAGCUUUAUUUUGAAGUUGUUGUGACACAAGGAUCCUUCACUGCUGUUUUGGUCCUCUUUAUUUUGUUGCUUCUCCUGAAUGUUGCUGCAGUGGGGCUCCUAUUUAAAUAUGGGCAUUUACAAAGAAUAAUGGGUGGCAUACGUGACAGUCCGCAGCGCCAAGCACCUACCACCUCACAUGAACCACCUCCGACAGACCAAGAACCGACAGAACAAGCACCGCUAGAAGUACCGCAAGAGGAUUCUCGAAUGUGAGAGCUGUUGAGGCAACAGGGCAGACGGCAGUUGGGACUCAACGGAACGGACGCAGGUGCUGUGAGUCCGUUCAAACGCCUGGCCUCAUUUCUUUUGUGGCUUCUGUCUGGCAGUUGAUAUGUGUAAUACAUGCCUGGCUGCUUGAUGCAACUCUCACCAAAUACGAAAGCAAAACCUUGUACUAAAACAGUGAUAAAUGAAGACUGCAGAAGUAUCAAACCAAACUGGAAGCGCAUAUCUCAACUGAAGAGGAAAGUUUGUCCAUAUCUGUCACCUGUGGUUUCCCCUUCUGGUUCCUUUUAACAUCAACAGAUUUAACGGCAGCCCUACACACAGCUUAAACUGCAGUAGAUUGGGAAGAACACAAGAGACAAAAUACUGUCAACGUUGGUCUUUUGAAAGGAGUAAUAAUUGUCACAUCAAAUGUCAAACACCAAAACACACAUGCAUACACUGUGUUAAUGCUUUUACUGUAAAUCAGCAUAUACAUACAACAUGUGUUCUGAUUUCCUGUAACUGCAUGCUUAUUAGUACGGACCCCAUGAAGGACAACGGCGGGAUUUUUUGAAGUUCAUAAGUUUACAGUGUUUUACGUAUAAGUUCCAAGUUUUCAGUUUCCUUGUAAUAUUUUUUUUUUUUUUUUAACAAGGAUCCAUGGGAACAGUGUUUGACAUUUGAUGGGCCCCUUUCAAAAGACCCACAGUGACAGUAUUUUGUCACUAUUUGUGAGUACAGCUGGGUCGUUCUACCUCAAUUCACCGUUUUUUUCUUUUUAAAAGUUCACACCUGUCCUUCUUCAAUUUGACUGAUUUCACCGGAGUCCUGAAAUUGUGCAGGCGUAUUGAUAUGUAAACAUGGUCCUUAGUGGUGUGAUCUUGCUUUGUUAGAAUAAUACAAACCAGUUACAGUUGUGCUCAUAAGUGUACAUACCCUGGCAGAAUUUGUGGGUUUCUUUUGGGAUUUUUCAGAGAAUAUGAAUGAUAAGAGAAAAACUUUUCUUUCACUCAUGGUUCGUGUUUGGAUGAAGCCAUUUAUGGUCAAACAACUGUGUUUACUCUUUUUAAAUCAUAAUGACAACAGUAACUCCCCAAAUGACCCUGAUCAAAAGUUUACAUACCCCCGUUCUUAAUACCGUGUGUAACAUCAAUGACAGCUUGAAAUCUUUUGUGCUAGUUGUGGAUGAGGCUCUUUGUUUUCUCAGAUGGUGAAGCCACCCUUUCUUCUUGGCAAAAAGCCUCCAGUUCCUGUAAAUUCCUGGGCUGUCUUGCAUAAACUGCAUAUUGAGGUCAGGAGACUGGGCUGGCCACUCCAGAACCUUCACUUUAUUCUGCUGGAGCCAGUGACAGGUCGACUUGGCCUUGUGUUUUGGAUUGUUGUCAUGUUGGAACGUCCAAGUACGUCCCAUGCGCAGCUUCCAGGCUGAUGAGUACAAAUUUUCCUGCAGUAUUUUCUGAUCACAUUCUGCAUUCAUCUUGCCAUCAAUUUUGUGGGGUUUUCUUUGCAUCCUGAACAAUCUUCCUGGCAGCUGUGGCUGAAAUUGCUGUUGAUCUACCUGACCGUGGUUUGGUUUCAACAGAGUCCCUAAUUUUUCACUUCUUAAUUAUAGUUUGAACACUGCUGAUUGGCAUUCUCAAUUCCUUGGAUAUCUAUUUAUAUCCCUUUCCUGUUUUAUACACUUCAAUUACCUUUUUCCACAGAUCCUUUGACGGUUAUUUUUGCUUUCCCCAUGACUCAGAGUCCAGAAACAUCACUUCUGUUGGCAUUAUGAUUUUAAAAGAGUAAACACAGUUGUUUGACAAUAAAUGACUUCGCCCAUCCACUAACCAUGAGUGAAAGACAAGUUUUUGUCUUACCAUUCACAUUCUAUUAAAAAUGGCCAAAAAAAUCACA